Molecule: messenger RNA, 2352 nt
Organism: Anneissia japonica
Lineage: Eukaryota; Metazoa; Echinodermata; Crinoidea; Comatulida; Comatulidae
Product: kelch-like protein 2
Exons: 12
Coding region: 228-1964 (578 amino acids)
Molecular function (GO): protein binding
Source: RefSeq, a predicted model, not a curated record
GUCUCAGUUCUCAUGUGGUUAGAGAGCGCCACCUAAUGAUAGCUUAACGAAGGGCAGGACUUUUUAUGUAGAAUAGAAAUAAAUAUUGAAACGCGAGCGAAAGUUGGUUAUCAAUAGUUCACGUAAAUUCUUUUUACAUGGAAUUCAUGUAGAUAAAUUCUACAUAUUAGGAGGCAGAUUACGACUUUAGUAGAUGCUACAGCCUGGCAUCAGUGGACGGUAUUGUGAUGGAAGCUCCUGAAGACAUGGAAGUUGUGGUUGUAGACCCUCCCCCAUAUCAUAACCCAGACCACACCCUCAAGGCAUUUGAACUUCUGAAUCAGUUCAGAAAACAGAAUAUGCUGUGUGAUGUCAUCCUGGUUGCCGAGGGAAUUGAGGUACCUGCUCACCGUGUCAUCCUUGCAGCGUGCAGUCCAUAUUUCUCGGCAAUGUUUAAUGGAGAGCUGUCUGAGAGUCGAGCUCAGAAGAUAACACUUCAGGAAGUUGAUGCGAAAGCAUUGUCAUUACUUCUUGAUUUUGUUUAUACAUCAGAGGUUCAAGUGACAGAGGAUAAUGUCCAGACACUAUUACCUGCGGCUAGUCUGCUCCAAUUAAAUGAUGUACGUGAUGCUUGCUGCGAUUUUCUUCAACGUCAACUCCAUCCGACAAACUGUCUAGGGAUACGUGCCUUUGCAGAUAUCCACUCAUGCAGCAAUCUAUUUGCACAUGCUCAGGGCUACACUUUACAACAUUUCAAUGAUGUGGUUGCCACGGACGAAUUUAAUAAUUUAUCAGCUGAGCAGGUGUCCGACUUGAUCAAGCGUGACCACCUUACUGUUUCGUCUGAAGAAGAGGUGUUUGAAAGUGCAGUUGCGUGGGUGAAACAUGAUCCGGUAAACCGGCAGGACUACAUGCCCCAGCUUAUUGAGAAUGUCCGGCUACCUCUACUCUCCCGCGAGUUCCUUGUGCAACGUGUUGAGAUGGAGCCGCUCAUCAAGUCCAGUAGCAUGUGUAAGGACUUUUUAAUUGAAGCGAUGAAGUAUCAUCUACUUGGAAAAGAACAGAGGACGUUGAUGAAAAACCCACGAACAAGGCCUAGAACACCCAUAGGACUCCCGAAGUUGAUGUAUGUUGUCGGAGGUCAAGCACCCAAAGCCAUCAGGAAUGUGGAAGUGUACGACUUCAAGGAUAAGCGAUGGUCAGCAGCGGCUGAGAUGCCCAAUAGGAGAUGCAGAGCAGGAGUGGCUGUAGUUUCCUCACAUAUUUAUGCAGUAGGAGGUUUCAAUGGUUCCCUGCGUGUACGGACUGUGGACUGUUACGAUGCUGUACACGAUGUGUGGUCAACUGUUGCAUCGAUGGAGGCACGUCGCAGUACCCUGGGCGUAGCAGUUCUCAAUGGUUUGAUUUAUGCUGUUGGUGGAUUUGAUGGGACUACAGGUCUGAGUAGUGUUGAAGUUUACGAUCCAAAGAGUAACGAAUGGAAAGCAGUUGCGUCGAUGACAACGCGGCGCAGUAGUGUAGGAGUUGCUGUUUUAAAUGGUCACCUGUAUGCUGUGGGUGGGUAUGAUGGGGCUUCUAGGCAUUGCUUGAGUUCUGUAGAAUGUUAUGAUCCUGCCAAAGAUGAAUGGACAGCAGUCAGCGACAUGACAACAAGGCGGAGUGGUGCAGGUGUGGGGGUCGUUGAUGGAAUGUUGUACGCCGUUGGUGGCCAUGAUGGACCACUGGUCCGUAAGAGUGUUGAGCUCUACAACCCUGAGAUGAACGAAUGGACAAAAGGCUCAGAUAUGACUCUAUGCAGGAGGAAUGCUGGUGUGGCAGCUGUAAAUGGACUGUUGUAUGUCGUCGGUGGUGAUGACGGCUCUUCAAAUUUAGCGUCAGUUGAAUGUUACAAUCCCCGCGUAGAUCAGUGGGUACUCCUGGAGUCCUGUAUGUCCACAGGACGAAGCUACGCAGGAGUCGCAAUCAUUGACAAGUCGCAGAGGUGACGCCAGGAUGAGGGCGCUGUAUCUGGAACUACAGAAGAAGCGCUCCAACAAACCACACGGAAUUUUACCAUACAAUGGACUGGAAAUUCCAAAUAAUGUCUUAACAGUUUGCUGAUUGUUUUGUCUUCAAUGUUGAUGAUCUUGAUGACUUUUAAAAGUCAAUCAUAUAUGAAACUUACUUAAAGCAUUCUGGAAUAGAUGCUGUAUAGCAAAUGUAUGAAUAUACACUUUCUGGGAGUGUUGCUAAGGAGAGAUGUAAAUAUACAGAUUCAGGGACUAUUGAGAACAGAAGCAUUGAGCAAAAUAUUUAUCCUGAUAGGAAUGAUGCUGUGAGGGAGGUUGUGUGUACACUAUCAAGAUUUAUGUGGCACAUAUGUGUGAAAUGCCC